AUGGUAAUUGUCAUAAGAUUUGUGAACAAGGAUGGCCAGAUAAUUGAAAGGUUUUUAGCUUUGGCUCAUGUAAAAAAAACUACAUCAGUUUGUUUGAAAGAGGCAAUUGACUCCGUAUUUGCUAAGUUUAAGUUACCUUUGUCGAGAUUGAGAGGCCAAGGAUACGAUGGAGCAUCAAACAUGCGAGGUGAAUGCAAUGGAUUGAAAGCACUAAUUUUAAAGGAAAAUCCAUCAGCUUGGUAUGUCCAUUGUUUUGCCCACCAACUUCAAUUGAUAGAGAAUGUGAAAGAAAGCUUGAGAUCAUUUCGAGAAUUUGGAUGGGAUACUUUCUUGCAAGAAGUGAAUGAUUUGUGUGGGGCAAAUGACAUUUCAAUAACAAACAUGGAUGAUGAUGCUCCAAAGCGGAUUAGUAAGAGAAAUGGUUCAAACAUCAAGAACUACCAUCAUAAAAUCGUUGGAAUAUUUUUUCAGGUCGUCGACUUACUUACACAAGAGAUGGAAAAUCGUUUCUCUGAGGCAUCCACAGACUUGCUAAGUUGUAUGGCAUGCCUCGAUCAAAAAAAUGAUUUCGCUGCUUUUAAUGUUUCAUAA
Messenger RNA from Salvia splendens (bonfire salvia), 591 nucleotides. RefSeq lists its product as uncharacterized. Lineage: Eukaryota; Viridiplantae; Streptophyta; Magnoliopsida; Lamiales; Lamiaceae. The transcript has 3 exons. Bases 1 to 591 code for a protein of 196 amino acids. The record is from RefSeq and is a predicted model, not a curated record.